AUGCACUUCUGUGGCGUGUUGCUGAUCUCCUGCCUGCUCUCCAUCGCUCUGCUCCACUGCAGCGACGCCUUCAGACUCCAGCAGCAUCCUCAGCACGUAGACCGGCUCUUCUCCAGGUCUCCUCCGGCGGCUCUCCGGUCUCGUCCCAGAGGAGCGAAGGCCGGGGAGGAGCUAACGGCGAAGCUGCUCCGAUUGGACGACCUGGUGAGGAUGGAGAACGACGUCAUGGAGCCGAAGAGGAAGAGGAGUUUCCCUGGAAACAACGCGCCGCUGGACCGCCUGUCGGUCAGCUCCAUGGAGACCAAACAGACGACCAACAAGCAGAGUAAGGUCGUCGAGCUGCCGCGACGACGAGCCAACCCGCCUCCCAUCGACAGGAUCGGGAUGAGUCGUCUACCAAACGGUCGAGGAUAG
This is a messenger RNA of Notolabrus celidotus (New Zealand spotty), 414 nucleotides long. It is a transcript of the gene ostn, whose product is annotated as osteocrin. Gene Ontology annotation, biological process: hormone-mediated signaling pathway. Lineage: Eukaryota; Metazoa; Chordata; Actinopteri; Labriformes; Labridae. The transcript is spliced from 3 exons. Bases 1 to 414 code for a protein of 137 amino acids. Gene Ontology annotation, molecular function: signaling receptor binding. The record is from RefSeq and is a predicted model, not a curated record.